UUUGCUUUCAUCCUGACAACAUGUGUACUGGAAAAUGCACAGGUUGCAUUGGUGUUAUUCUGUACCCAUUAGUGGUCAUAUCCAUCAUCUGUAACAUAAUGCUGUUCUUUCCUGGCUGGGACAUCAAGUAUGUCAAAGAUGGACAUAUUACUGUGGAGGUGAAAUACUUGGGAGGACUCCUUGGAGGGGGGUUAAUGGUGUUGAUCCCAGCAAUUUACAUCCACAUGACUGAAGUAAACAGAUGCUGUGGAAACCGCUGCGGGAUGUUCUUAUCGAUUCCGUUCGCUGCAGUGGCUUUGCUUGGGGCCCUGUACAGUUUCGCUGUAGCCACGCUCGCUUUGCAUAAUGGGCCCCUCUGCAAAAAUGAGACAUGGACAACACCUUUUAAUGACAAGAAUUUCAAGUACCUGACUAAUUACAAGUCGUGGGGAGAUUGCACCGAGCCUAAGAACAUCGUGCAGUUCAACACUGUAUUGUUCGUCAUUCUGCUGGUCACAAGCUGUCUCCAGGGGCUGCUCUGCGCCAUCCAGAUGAUCAUCGGCCUAAUUGGGUGCGUGUGUGGAGUCUUCUUCAACAAAGAGGAACCAUGAGGCUUAUCUUGACCAUGGAUACUCAGUACUGUGUCUGGUUGACUGGAGCUACCUGCUGAAACACUGGAGUAGUGUUCCUGGCUGAAUCAGCAUUAAACAUUUACUUUUGUUGCUACAGGCUUUUAUUUAUUUUUGUUCUUAAUGAUGCUUCACGCUGUUGCAAAUGUAUUUGGGUAUGCUGUGAAACUGGCAGUGUUAAACCUAACGCAUGCAAAUUGUUAUUUGGGCAAUUUUAAAUAAACCUUUUAU
Messenger RNA from Scomber scombrus (Atlantic mackerel), 839 nucleotides. Its product is annotated as transmembrane 4 L6 family member 4-like. The coding region runs from base 21 to 590 and encodes 189 amino acids. The transcript has 5 exons. Gene Ontology annotation, cellular component: membrane. Lineage: Eukaryota; Metazoa; Chordata; Actinopteri; Scombriformes; Scombridae. The record is from RefSeq and is a predicted model, not a curated record.